AUGGACGUGUCAACCCUACCGAUACAUCUGGGCUAUCUAAACGAUGCGGCUCAUCUCCUCCGGGUAUCGGCUCCUGAGACUUCGGCCUACCUCAUGAGCCGCCACAACGAGCUCAUGUUCCUCAACGAUGCCGAGCAAAACGACGUCCGAAGGCAACACGUCUGCGGUGCCUGCGGCCACAUCAUGAUCCCCGGCCAGGGCACCACGCUCAAGCUCGAAACCGAAAAGGCGCUGAAGAGAAAGCGGCGCGGUAACCUCAGGACGCGCGACCCCAAGGCGACCAAGGAUGAGCUUCGGCUACGCGCCGGGGCGAGAAAGCUUUUCACCUGCGGACACUGCAGCCGAACGACCAACAUCCCAUUGCCCCCUCCGCCGCCCGCUGUGAGACGUCGAACAAAGUCCGAGCAGCUUUCCGCAGCAAAGGGUCGCCAGGUUCCGACGGCCGAACCAGCCAAGCCGGCAACGUCCAAUUCGAGCAGCAAGAAGCGGGCGAAGAAUCGAAAGGCCGGGUUGCAGGCGCUGUUGAACCAGGCCAAGACGUCAUCGUCCGGGAGCAGGAACCUGAGUCUCGCCGACUUUGGGCGACUGGGAUGA
Messenger RNA from Colletotrichum higginsianum IMI 349063, 594 nucleotides. Its product is annotated as RNAse P Rpr2/Rpp21/SNM1 subunit domain-containing protein. NCBI's taxonomy places the organism in Eukaryota, Fungi, Ascomycota, Sordariomycetes, Glomerellales, Glomerellaceae. The transcript has a single exon. Gene Ontology annotation, biological process: tRNA processing. Gene Ontology annotation, cellular component: nucleolar ribonuclease P complex. The record is from RefSeq and is a predicted model, not a curated record. Bases 1 to 594 code for a protein of 197 amino acids.